AUGGCUUCAUCUAUGACUGCUGCAGUUUCACUGAAAACCUUGAAUCUGGCAAGUGUUCCAAUUCUCACUGGUGGAAGUAAUUUCAGGAAGUGGAGACGCGAGAUCAAGUUGCUACUGACACUCAAUGAAUUUGACAUUGCAAUUGACAAUCCACAACCCCCAUUAUUGACUGACAAAAGUUCCAAGGCUGAGAAAGCAGAGCACGAAAGGUGGUGGAGAUCAAAUAAAUUGACACUAUCCAUUUUGGAGGCUAGCAUGACUAAUCAUGUUAAAGGAGGUAUCAAACAACAUGAUCUUGCUGUUGAUUACUUCAAGGCUAUUGAAGAGAAGUUCCAGGAACCUCAGAAGGCUGAAAUUAGACACUACAUGGCACUCUUGACAACUUACAAGUGUGAGGGCAAUGGCUCAAUUAGGGAUCAUAUUCUGCAACUCUUAGAUGCUGCCGAGAAACUCAACUCAAUGGAUGUACAUAUUUCAGAGACUCAACUGGUUUUUAUGGUGCUUCAAGCACUCCCUGCUAAAUAUUGUCAACUGAAAGUUGAUGUGUAA
This is a messenger RNA of Malus domestica (apple), 549 nucleotides long. RefSeq lists its product as uncharacterized. Lineage: Eukaryota; Viridiplantae; Streptophyta; Magnoliopsida; Rosales; Rosaceae. The record is from RefSeq and is a predicted model, not a curated record.